AUGUUUCAGUUUACUAGACCAUUAAUAAAAACAUCUAUUUUACCAUUGAGGUUAUUGAGAUUCAGUUCAACCGAAGCUUAUACCAAUGCGCUGACCCACUUAAAGAAGGAUCUUAAGGCUGCUAUGCUUGCCAAAGAUGACACGAAGAAGACAACUAUACGAAGCAUGUUAUCAACAAUCAAAAACAAUGAGAUUGCCCAAAAUGGGAAGGAGGCCACGUUUUCAGAGUUCACGCUCUUUGAUACAUACUCCAAGAUGAUUAAAGAAAGCCAAGAAUCUAUAAAGGAAUUCCAAGAGAAUGAUAGAAAGGAUUUAAUGGAGAAGGAAAGCGCCGAGAUGGAGAUUGUUAAAAGUUAUCUGAGGCAAUUACCAGUAACCUCAGAAGAAGAAGUCGAUGUCAAAGUCUUUGAACUAUUGAAGAGCCUAAAAGAGAAUGAUAAGGACUUACAGAUUAAGAAUGUAUUUGGUAAGGUAAACUGGAGGGACCUAUCAAAUGAAUGGAAAACAUCUCCAACUGUUAUAAAACGUAGUAUCCUCAGACAAUUCAAGGAUGCUUUAUAG
This is a messenger RNA of Naumovozyma castellii, 561 nucleotides long. It is a transcript of the gene AIM41, whose product is annotated as Aim41p. The record is from RefSeq and is a predicted model, not a curated record. The transcript has a single exon. The coding region runs from base 1 to 561 and encodes 186 amino acids. NCBI's taxonomy places the organism in Eukaryota, Fungi, Ascomycota, Saccharomycetes, Saccharomycetales, Saccharomycetaceae.